This is a messenger RNA of Didymodactylos carnosus, 1155 nucleotides long. The record is from the annotation of a GenBank genome assembly. Lineage: Eukaryota; Metazoa; Rotifera; Eurotatoria; Philodinida; Philodinidae.
AUGUUUGUCAUCGUCUACACCACUGUGAGUCUGAUAUGUCUAAUUCAUGCACAGUUUCGCCCUAUAUUAUCAAGUCAUAUUGAGAUAAUGCCCGAUUCUUUGUAUGAGGUUGCUUAUGAGCGCCAUUUUAUUGAUGAAUUGGACGUUCAGACGGUUCAGCAAUGUGCACAUCAGUGUCUACUAAAUGACCAUUGUCGAACCGCUACAUUCUACCAUCAAUCAAAGACAUGUUCGUUGUAUGAAGAAUAUACUUAUGUUGGAACAAUUCAGUCAACAGCUAAUGACGUAGCAACUGUUAUUCAGAUUCGCCUAUGCUCAAAUAGUUUUUAUGAGCCAGAGUAUGUUUGUUUUAAUGAUGACCGAGUACCCGUACUCUUCAGUGAAAUGUUGCAAAACAUGACAGUGAAACAAGUAGUGAAUGUGAUUUCUUACAUGUUAUUUAUGAGUAGAACAAAACUGUAUCUUCCAAUUGAUAGUGACGAUACAAUUCAAGUGUAUGAUUUAGAAUCACUUUUACAGACUGACGAGUUUUCUGCUGUCCCAUCCGUUUCAUUGAAUGGCCUUGAUGUAGAUUCAAAUGACAAUUAUAUCAUGACAGAUUAUAAUGGUUCACUGUACUUCUUCAAUAGUAGUUCAUCAAUUGUUACUAGUUUAUCUGUCAGCAAUAAUCAAUAUUAUUAUGCAUGUAUUUCCGAUAAAUAUAUCGUCGCUCUGUAUUCAAAUCUUAAUGGAGCUGAUGUGUUUAAUGCAACUAAUCUUCAAUUUGCUUUUACUAUAACAACGGCUUAUACAAUGACUAACUGUAUCAUAGUUGAUAAUCGAAUAUUUCAUUCACAAGGGGAUUAUCACAAUUAUGUGAUUGAUAUUGACAGUGCAGCAAGAGCAACUCAGCUAUUUAACUAUUCAGCAUGUGGUAGCUACGAUAAUACAACUGAUGCGGAUCAUUUUUAUAUUGAUGCAUCUGGAAGAUUUUAUAUUCCAUGUGUACUUUCAAAAGAUUUCACAUAUCAAGUGUUUGAUUAUAAUGGUCAAAAUCACGUCACAUCAUUCGAUACCGUCAAGUAUCCGUCUAUCUGUGGAAUUGCGGCUAAAUGCUCGAAAUAUAAAUGUACCGUAGCUGUUUACGAUGGAGUAGUAACAGUUUAUGAAUAUUAA